This is a messenger RNA of Theobroma cacao (cacao), 1066 nucleotides long. RefSeq lists its product as uncharacterized. The record is from RefSeq and is a predicted model, not a curated record. NCBI's taxonomy places the organism in Eukaryota, Viridiplantae, Streptophyta, Magnoliopsida, Malvales, Malvaceae.
AGCCUAAAGAUGCAUGUUGAGACGCUCUGCUUGUGCCUUUAACCUUUUCAUGCUCUUGCUUUUGCUUAUACCUUGCAGGAGCAAGGUAACCAAAAGUCUGAGUCAGCCAAAGCGGCAGGCCCUUUGUAGAAUCUAGAUAGAUAAGCUAGGCUAACGCUUGGACGCGACUUUAUUUCUAUAAAUACGUCCAACUGUCUUCACCGACUUGAUGCUCCCACACAAUGGAUAGUUGGAAUCUCACACUGUUUUCUUUUGUUCUUCUUCUCUUGAGUUUCUGCACUUCAACUGUAACAGCCACGUCUUCACAUGUGACAUUAAAUCAAGCGAAUCCGAUCCAAGAUACUGCUUGUUUGUUUAUAAAGUGUGGGCAAGGAACAUGUAAGGCCUCCAAUUCACUGCUUGGGUUUGACUGCGAAUGCCUUCCUGGUUGGAGAAAGAUACAGAUCGGUCCUUUUACCUUCCCCUCUUGUCUUAUUCCAAACUGCACAGUUGACUUUGAAUGUGGCAAUGGAUCUCCACCACCGCCUCCACCCCCAGCAUCUCUUCCGCCACCAGCCAAUCAGACUAGCCAUUGUGAUCUUGUUUGGUGUGGUGAUGGGAAAUGUGUGACUAAUGGAACUGGACAUAUCUGCCAGUGCAAUCAAGGCUCACAGAAUUUUCUUAAUUCCUCAGGCCUAGCUUGUUUUAAACCAUGCUACUUUGGAGUUGACUGUCAAGGUCUUGGGUUAGAUCUGCCGCUGGGGCUUACGCAACCACCGCCACCACCGCCGCUGCCGCCUCCGCCGCCGCCAUCUUCUAGUUUGAGCUCAGGUGGCUAUGCAUGUCAAUGUGCUUGGCAACUCUUUGUUGCAUCCAUGGUAGCCCUAGCAGCGGCAUUCCUAUCUGGCUUUUAGAAAAGAAAAAUGGGUAUGCAGACAUUCGACAGUAUAUAUAUCUUGAUAACAUUUUCCCAUGAAUUACUACCACUAUUUUGAAUUGUAUGACAACGGAUCAUAAUGCAAUUUUUGGGGGCUGUUAUGGCCCAACAAAUCCCCUCGCACUUAGCUUUGGGUGCUGGAUUUCUUUA